GAUCGAUCAGCUGAUAAUUUUGUGCUACUCUGCAAAAACUCAUCCGUAAGGUUCCCAGAUUUCAUUAUGUUUUCGUGGUUGCAGUCCAUAAAGAUUUUUGGAUUUGCUCUGUCCGCUGAUGCGCCAAAUUGUUGGUAGCACUUUGAAGGCACAGAUCUGUUGGUGAUACCACGCGCAGUAGAAUGGUGAGAUUCCGUCUCGUGAGUUCUGUGCGGUGCGAUAUCGAAUACGACGCGAAGUGGGGCAUCGGAGAGGAAUAUUGGGAUAAUGCCAUAUCGUAAAUAUUAAGGGUGUAUCAUUGAAAUUAAUGUGCACGCUGGGGGAUAUGUGGAAUCUGGAAUUGCUAUAGAGUUUUCAUUUAGAUUGUUAGCAUGAACGCUGGAGAUUCAGAACGUGAAUCAAAACGGCUCAAAAUAGAUUUGACGGCCACAUCCACAAGCGCAUCAGAUGUGUCUUCCGCAUCAGCACCACGGACUGAAUGUGCUUCAUCCUCCAAAGAUGUGGACGACAUUCUACGGAGGGGAUGUUUCUCCGAUAAUUUUCGACCAACUAAAGCCGUUUUCCCUCCCGGUUUUCGACAAGUUGUCCCUCCAUCGGAUCUCUUGGGUUUCAAUUCGGAUAUUGCUCGUACAUUUCGUUGUCCUCCUGUCGCUGCGUCGCAUCUUUCUACGAACAUUGACAAGUACUGGGAUCUCAUGAAAUCCAGAAGUAUCUCGCUGCAGAAAGCUGGUGGCGCCGUUUGUGCUGCGUAUGAAACGGCAUACGGAGACCAGAUCGCAUUGUUUUCAAGUUUUUUAGCAGCAGCAAUAAAUGAUGGGCAAAUACCGUAUCAACCGCAAACAACGCGCGAGCGGGUGCUUGCAUUGAUUCACGAGAAGACACAAGACAACAGAAUACGCUUAUCCCAGUUUAUGCAGAUGCUACCGGGAUUUGAAAGCGUUUGCGAAGAGGAUCGGCAGAUUUUGCUUUUGGAAAAACACCUUAUAGGUGUUUUGCUGCAUCAUACACGGUAUUUUCGCAAAGGGGAGUGCUAUUAUGUUUCCGGUCCAGAGGAAGUGCAUGUCGGCACCUACUGGAUGGAAGUGAUGGGAUUGGAUCCUGAAUUCAUCCGCUUUUGGCUGAAAUGUGGCCUCGUAUUCAAUGAUAUUGGGUUGACCUUGACGGAAUGCUAUUUAUUACUGGCCGCAGCGUUUUUCGAUCCAGGUGCUACUGCCGCUUCGGAUAAGCUGCUGUUGGGAUCUCUUCAUGCAUUUUAUUUAGAUUCGUUGUUUUAUUUGAUUGGCCAUCGUUUACAAGGUGCAGAACGCAUGUCCACAUACACAAGACUGGAGCAAGCAAUGAAAAUUUUUCCUGUCCUCAGUGAUAUUUCCGUGAAACAAUUUCGAAGUUUGGAUGCCGGUAGUGUCCCGUUUGUCUCCACAUCUCGCGAAUCGACAUGAAGCUGAGGAAUCUCUUCUUUUCCCCCUCUGCCAGCCUGGAGAUGAUCGAGUGCUCAUCGCUUUAUCAUUUUCUUGGGUGAUAUCUAUAGUUUUAUUUAUUGAUAUUUCGCACUUUGUGAUAGUUCAAGUUGUGAGUGUCGGUUUAAUUUUUUUAAUUCUUGAGUUAGUGAAAUACAUCGUUUGUAUCUUUACACCGUUUCACAGAUUCUUGUCAGCGUUCGGUUGUUCUGUCCUAAAGUUCGCGCAUUUGCUUAACGCGCUAUCGUGCAUGUGUACAACAACUGUUUUCUUCAUUUUCUCCAGAAAGUUGAACACUUACUGUAUAUCCGAGAAUCUCAUUUUAUAUCAAGGAACUGCCUGUAGUUCGAUAGGUUAUAAAAGUUGGUGAGCGG
This is a messenger RNA of Paramacrobiotus metropolitanus, 1831 nucleotides long. RefSeq lists its product as uncharacterized. The transcript has 6 exons. Bases 372 to 1439 code for a protein of 355 amino acids. NCBI's taxonomy places the organism in Eukaryota, Metazoa, Tardigrada, Eutardigrada, Parachela, Macrobiotidae. The record is from RefSeq and is a predicted model, not a curated record.